Messenger RNA from Folsomia candida, 3623 nucleotides. RefSeq lists its product as uncharacterized. The record is from RefSeq and is a predicted model, not a curated record. The coding region runs from base 1 to 1491 and encodes 496 amino acids. NCBI's taxonomy places the organism in Eukaryota, Metazoa, Arthropoda, Collembola, Entomobryomorpha, Isotomidae. The transcript is spliced from 9 exons.
AUGGAAAAAUUAAUUCGUGUUUCCAACUCCCUGAGGGGGAAAAAAUUAAUUGUUUUCAGUGGGGAUUAUUUAGGGUUCUUGGAUUCAGUUAAAAGGAAGUUUGAUGUUGCUGCAGAUGUCGAAAUCAAUUUGUUCGACGAUCAAGGUGCUGAAAUUGAAGAGGAAGUGUUCCCUAUUUUAAUUCGACAACAGGACACGCCCAACAUUGUGUUUACUCUUAUUGGAGAAAUACAAACUGAGCUUACUUUUGAGGAAAACGGAAGCAUUAACUCUCCGAUGAUUUAUUUUAAUUCACCUCCUCUUCUUUUGUCAACUAAAAAUACAAUUGAAAGUGGAUUUAAGCAGAUAUUUGAGGAAUUUGUACAAAGUGACGAGGAAUUACAACGUUUGGUCACUGACUGCAAUGAAAAAACCUUUGUCGACACAUCCACGGGGAAUAUUUUAAUAAAAUCAUUUGUUAAUAAAUUAAUUGAGCUAAAAGGGAAUUCACCGUCAACAGCUGACCAGAAAUUACUUGCUCAUACUGUAAUUUCAAUCUUACCUUGCUGGAAGUAUGCAGCGUCAGAAAACGGAAUUGAUAUACUUUAUGAUGAGGGUAACCGUUCCGGACUUAUCCAAGCUCGGCUAAGAACAAUACAUCGCCAUCUAAAUGAAACGAAGCAGCCAAAAUCAAAACGCGUUUGCAAAAAUCAAAACGCUGUAUCAAAUUCGGAUGUAGAAGAAUCCUUUGUAGAUAACGAAGAAAUAAUUGCCAAACUUAAUUCUACACCCAUUAAAGAUGAAGAAGAGUUGAAGAGACUGGCGUUGGAGACACUCGCUCACCGUAAUUAUUUACGGCUCAGAAGUGACUCAUCCAUUCUAAAAAUUUACAGAAAAUUCCAGGAAUGGAAGUCUAUGAUCAAUUUUGAGUUUUCUCAACUCCACCCUGAGCAAAGCGAUAACUUCUUAAAAUCUUGGCCGACCUGGGUAGACAAAAUAUUACAAAGGGCCGGCAGUAUCAAAAAGUCUCCUGCGCUUAUAAGAUUUCUUGCACAGGGCUGUGGGGAAUGGGAUUUUUCAAUUGGUGCGCUGUUUACAUUACUCCAUUUGAUUCCGCCAACAGCACAAGGACAAGGGAAGGCAAAUCAUUGUACUUUGGAUGGUGCAAAAACAAAAUUAAUUAAUUUCUUCAAGGCCGGGACUCCAUUGCAAUCUAUCUUGGAUACUUGGAAAGCCGAAUUGAAGCAGCCAAAUCUAGUUUGUUUAGGAGUUGAUAAGAAAAAUUUGUCAAGCUUUUUCAUCGCAUGUGACGGUCAGCUGCUUCCAAUUGCAUCCAAAAAUUCCACCGAAGCUAUUGACAUUCUCUUCAAAAGCCAUUAUGUAUUUGGGACGGAGUACGACAUCAGUUUAAGGGGGCUAUGGAAAUUUAUUCAAGUUUACAUUUAUGGAUUGGAGACGGAUGCCGAAAAUCUGCCUCGUAAUGUGAAACAGGUUUUUAACCAGCUUAAUUAAGAGUACAUAUUUCAAAAUGUUCAAUUGCACCUUAUGCAGUAAAUUGAUGUUAGAUAGUGCUAGUUUAAUUAAGCACGUUAAGUACAUACAUAAUUUUAGUCAUGUAUGCUUUAAAGAGGUAAUAUGUCCGUUUAGUAAUUGUUUGACUAAAAUUAAUUCCUGGAGUUAUUUUUUAGGGCAUACAAAAUCUCAUGACGUUAAAUCUGUCGAUACAAUUACUCCAAAUAUACAACCAAACAACGGAGAUAAUAUAGAAAUAAUUAGUCCAAACAAUUUUGAUGAUUUUGAUUUUGCAAGUAAUGCUUCAAAUGAAAUAUCCGUAGAUUUAGGAAUUAAGGUGAUGACAGUAUCAUUAACCAAUUUUUGUUUCACUUUACUUGCAACUGGUGUCAGCAACUCCACAUUAGAUUUUAUAGUUAAAGAGUUGAAAUAUUCAAUGAAUGAUAUUUUUAAUUUGAUUCUUAAAAUUGGCGACAGUGCAAUUCCAUCAAAUAAUUUCGAGUCAUUUCAAAUACAAAUAUUUAGCUUACUUCAAGCAUUUGAUAAGGUCAAAUCAGCUUAUCAAAGGCAAAAGCUUUUUAAAGAAAACGAUCAUUUUGUUAUGCCGAAAGAGUUGACUUUAGGAAAUAGAGUUGAGCUUAGAAGUCACAAUACAAAACGACUGCAAGUUAUAGCUGAAGACACCUUUAUGUACAUCCCUUUGUUAAAAACUUUGGAAAAAAUUGUGUCAAUUCCUGAGUUUUCUAAAUAUUUUUAUUAUAAAAACAAUGAUUCAACAAGUUAUUCAUGUUUUCAAAAUUCCAAAUCUUAUUUAACAAACGAGCUGUUUUCCAAAUUCCCCAAUUCUAUUCAACUGCAAUUAUUUUAUGACGACUUCGAGACCGUUAAUCCUCUUGGAUCGAAGCGAGGAAUACAUAAAAUAGGGGCAAUUUAUUUUGUACUUCGGAAUCUGCCCGACUUUAUUAAUUCCCAGCUCAGUCAGAUUCACUUACUUGCUUUAUUCUACUCUGAAGAUGCAAAAAAAUAUGGGAUAAAUGGUAUUUUAAAUUUAAUCAUUCCUGAUUUAAAACUUCUUGAAAGCCAAGGAAUCGAAAUAAAUGGUACAGAUAGAUUUUUUGGAACUAUUUCCACUGUUAUUUUUGACAAUUUGGGAGGAAAUUCAAUUUAUGGGUUUCAUGAGUCGUUCAAUUCUAAUUACUAUUGUAGAUUAUGCUGCACGAGUAAGGAUGAAGCCCAAAUUAAUUAUAAGCAUUGCGAUAUGGUAUUAAGAAACAAGGUAAAUUAUGCCGAGCACCUUCAAUGCAAAAGUUUUGGCGUUCAGAGACCAUGCGCCUUAAAUGAUUUACAGUUUUUUAAUUUUUUAGAUUCGCCAUCAGUGGACAUAAUGCAUGAUUUGCUUGAAGGUGUUGUUCCGUACGAAGUAAAACUCGUAGUUCAAAAACUUAUAUUUUUAAAAUGUUUUGAUUUAGAAAAAAUUAACCAAAGAAUUAUUUCGUACGAUUAUGGUUACUUAGAUUCGAAGAAUCGCCCAAGUCCUAUUAGAUUAGACAAUAAUAGCAACAGAAAUGGCCAAAAAGCUGCACAAGCUUGGUGCCUCAUAAGACAUCUUCCAAUCAUAAUUGGCGACUUAAUUGUAACACAUGAUGCUAAGAAAUUUUGGGAAUUAAUUCUCUUGUUAUUAGAAAUUUUAAAUAUUGCAUUUUGUAGAAACUUUUCUGAAGCAAUUCUUUUUAAAUUAGAUUCUCUUAUUAUUACACAUCAUUCAAAAUUUAAAGAAUUAUUUCCUGAAAAUCGGUUGAUUCCGAAGCACCAUUUUAUGUGUCACUACUCUUAUGUUAUUAGACAGACUGGUCCCUUGAUUUCCCUUUGGACAAUGAGGUUUGAAGGGAAGCACAAUUAUUUUGUGCAAUUGGCGAAUCACACAAAAAAUUUUAGGCAUAUUUGUUAGACACUUUCCAUGCGCCAUCAGCAAUAUGCUGCAGUUAUGUCAAAAAAUAUUGUACUAAACGAAUUAAAAGUUGAGAAUAUUUUGAGUAUUAAACUAUGCCAAUUUUCCAACCCAUUUGAUGCAAUUGAACUCUUGAGAAAAGUUAAUGGGUUUGAAAAAUGUGAUGAAGAAACAGAAAUUUGCA